AUGGCUUCUAAAAAAUUAAAAUACAAGACAGAUUUUGACAAAUGUGUUUUAACAGAUAAUUUUGCUGCAAGAGGAUGGACUAGAUGUGGUGAUAAAGAUGACGAUGAUUGGAACAUUUAUUGGGCAACUGUAUGGAAUGUGAGAAAUAUUUUCAAUCCUAAAUCAGGAAUUAGAUUAAAUGAUAUGCAAAUUAUAAAUCAUUUCCCAAAUCAUUAUGAAUUGACAAGAAAAGAUCUUAUGGUAAAAAACUUCAAGAGAUAUAAAAAAGAAUUAGAAAAAGAGAAUAGUCCUUAUUGCUAGAAAGACGAAAAUGGAAAUUAUCUAUAUUUAGAUUUUAUUCCAUAAACAUUUACUCUUCCUGGUGAGUAUUCACUCUUUGUUGAAGAAUUUCAUAGAAAUCCUAAUGCAACUUGGAUUGUUAAACCAGCAUCACGAUCUCAAGGAAAAGGUAUUUUCUUGCUUAGAAAAAUACAGCAGUUGAAGAAAAUAGGAGGAGGAACUAAUAGCAAUCCUCUGCAGGCAUUUUCUCUAAAAGAAGCUUAUGUUGUUUCUAGAUAUAUAGAUAAUCCAUUGCUUGUUGGAGGGAGAAAAUUCGAUUUAAGAAUAUAUGCUCUUGUUACCUCUUAUCGUCCUCUUAAGGUUUAUUUAUACGCUAUGGGAUUCGGUCGUUUUUGUAAUGAAUAGUAUACUCAAGAUAUUGCUGAAAUGGAUAAUAUGUUUAUUCACUUAACAAAUGUUGCUAUUUAAAAGUUCUCAGAUAAGUAUUCUGAAAAACACGGAGGAAAAUGGUCAUUACAGUCUUUAAGGUAUUAUCUAGAAAUGGUUUAUGGUACAGAUAUGGCUAAUAAAUGUUUUGAUGAUAUAAACAAUAUAAUUAUAAUGAGUUUGAAAUCUGUUUAAAGUAUAAUAAUAAAUGAUAAGCACUGUUUUGAGAUGUAUGGCUAUGAUAUAUUAAUUGAUGAAAACUGCAAACCAUGGCUUAUUGAAAUAAAUGCUUCUCCCUCUUUAACUGUUACAGGUAAAAUUGAUAAAGAACUCAAAACUGAACUGAUUAAAAAUGUAUAUUAAAUUGUCAUUCCUGAUGAUUGGAAUGAUGAUAGUUCUAAAACUGGUGCAAACACUAGCACAUAAACAAAAGUUGGAGAUUUUAAUAUUCUAUAUGAUGAGGCCUAAGAAAAGAAAAUUAGUUAGUAAUAAUAAUAAUAAAAAAAGAAUAUAAAUAGUAAAACAAUUUGGAAAUGA
Molecule: messenger RNA, 1242 nt
Organism: Tetrahymena thermophila SB210
Lineage: Eukaryota; Ciliophora; Oligohymenophorea; Hymenostomatida; Tetrahymenidae
Product: tubulin polyglutamylase, putative
Exons: 6
Biological process (GO): microtubule cytoskeleton organization; protein polyglutamylation
Cellular component (GO): cilium
Molecular function (GO): tubulin binding; tubulin-glutamic acid ligase activity
Source: RefSeq, a predicted model, not a curated record